Salvia miltiorrhiza (redroot sage) is the source of this 2099-nucleotide messenger RNA. Its product is annotated as probable rRNA-processing protein EBP2 homolog. The record is from RefSeq and is a predicted model, not a curated record. The transcript is spliced from 2 exons. Bases 984 to 1943 code for a protein of 319 amino acids. NCBI's taxonomy places the organism in Eukaryota, Viridiplantae, Streptophyta, Magnoliopsida, Lamiales, Lamiaceae. Gene Ontology annotation, cellular component: nuclear periphery; preribosome, large subunit precursor; nucleolus. Gene Ontology annotation, biological process: rRNA processing; ribosomal large subunit biogenesis.
CGAGUAAUUGAGUAAAAUUGUUUUCUCAAAAAACCCAAUAAAAGUUGGAGAAAUAAAAUCUGAUGCCUAGGGUUUUAUUAGGGGUUUUCCAUCCAUUUUCUGCUUCAGCAGUCAUCCAAUUCCCUCUCCGUCUCUCUUCUACGGCGGCGCAUACUAAGGUUACAAAUCGUUAACCAGAAACGGCGCAAUUCACGCCAGAAAUCUCUCAUCGACUCCCUUCUCUCACAGCAGCUGCUCCACACUUUCGACCGCCACUCUGUGUCUCCGUCCUUUCUCCUUCCCCUUCUCGUCUAACCCUCUCUCUUUUCAAUUUAAAGGUAAUUAGUUUGAAUCCAGCCUUCGUUAUUAUUUUCGAGGAUUGAGUUCUUCCUGAUGUUCUUAUGCGUACAACAAAUAGCUGUAAUUUUUAUCUCGAGAUAAGAAUUGCUUUUAUAUAAAUAUAUAGAGAUAUAGAUGUUUCUAGCUUCAUUGGAUGGUGAGUUUCCAAGGUGAACAACAGUAUUUUGCAAUGCUUAAGGAAGACAGAGCAAAGAGUUCGAUAAUGGUUCAGGGUCAAUUUUUUUUAAUACUUUAGUCGUUCAAAUUUCAAAUUAAGUUAUUGAGCUCAUCUAGUAGAUAAAUUCAUCAAUAGACUGCUGUACAAGAGCUGAUAGAUAUAGUAUAUUUUUUCUGAGUUGCUUAUAGUUUUUGGCAUCUUGAUUUAGGUUUUCAUUCUUGUCGGUAGUUGCUAUGUAGAGUUGGCUUGGUUGUAUUAGUAUCACUUAUUUUUUACCUCUGACUAAAUCUUGGCGAGGGGUAAUCUCUGCUUUCCAUUUUUUGUAAAUUUCUUGGCGUUAGAGGCAAGUAGGUAAUCUUUGCUUAUUGGAUCUUUGGAAGAUUGCUGAGUGAUGAUAUGCUGUAUCUUAGAGUAAUUGAAAAUAUUCUGGCUUCCAAUGUGAAGUUUGUUCUAAGCGUUGUUCUUUUCACUUCUUUUGCUUGUCACCAUGCCUGGUGCUGUUUUAGGUAUCUUGACAUCAUUGUUUUUUGGUUGCUGUAUAACAGGCCGUGUCGCAACAACGAUGAAGAACGAUCAACUAUUGAACAGUAGUGGAUCAGAUAUGGAAGAUGAUGAUCCUGUUGUUUCUGAGUCUGAGUCUGAGUCUGAAUCGGAUGAAGAUGGAGAUGUAAAGUUGAGUGAGCCUUCAAAGACUGCUAUAAAUAACAAAGCUGGCUUACUUGAUAAACUCGGAGAUAUCUGCUGGCCCGACAAUGUGGACUGGAUACACAAGUUGUCGCUUGAUAUUGAUCAAGAUCACGAGGUGAGUGUGAAUGAUGAUCUCAGUAGGGAGCUAGCUUUCUAUACACAGGCACUGGAGGGUGCAAGGCAGGCGUUUACGAAAUUUCAGACCAAGGAAGUGGACCUGCCUUUCCUCAGGCCAUCUGACUACUACGCUGAAAUGGUUAAAUCUGAUACGCAUAUGGAGAAGGUGAAGAGCCGCCUCUUAGCAGAGAAGAGAAAGAUGGAGGAGGCUGAGGAGAGGAGGAAGGCGAGGGACAACAAGAAGUUAGCCAAGGAGAUACAGGUGCAGAAGCAGAAGGAGAGGGCUAAACAAAAGAAGGAUGACAUAGAAUCUGUCAAGAACUGGAGGAAGCAGAGGAAGCAGAGUGGUUUUGCUGCAGGUGAUAAAGAUGGUGACCUGAGUUUAGCUUUUGAAGACGGGAAAGCAUUUGAGAGGUCGAGUAAGAAGAGGCCAGGAGUCGCCCCUUGGGAUCGUUCUGGAGGUAAGGCGAAACAAGGCGGUGGGAAGUGGAACAAGGGAUCUGAUAAAAAGAUGAAGGGCAGAGAACGCAAGGAUUCCAAAUAUGGAUUUGGAGGGAGGAAAGGACUGAAAAAGCAGAACACGGCUGAGACCACCGAGGAUUUCAGAGGUUAUCGUAAAAGCAAUAAGAAACAAAAAGUAUGAGAAAAUGAGUUGGAGCCCAUUGUAUUGCCUAUUUCUGAUGACUUCUUGUGGCUGCUUUUUAGCUUCUAAAUUUUGUUUGACACUUUAAUUCCGACUCUUUUGAAGCAAGAGUAUUACUUUUUUGUUGUGGCAAUAUGAAUAUGCGUUUUGUUUGUU